This is a messenger RNA of Rhizophagus irregularis DAOM 181602=DAOM 197198, 3114 nucleotides long. RefSeq lists its product as uncharacterized. The record is from RefSeq and is a predicted model, not a curated record. Lineage: Eukaryota; Fungi; Glomeromycota; Glomeromycetes; Glomerales; Glomeraceae.
UUUUUUCCCACUUUUCACUUUUUUCACUUUAUUGGAUUCUAAAACCAAAUUUUAUUAACCAUUCAUUAUUAAAGGUUACACAUAAUUUAAGUAUCGUUCUUGAUACUCAUUUUUAAUGACUAAACAAUGGAAAGCUACGAUCAUCUUAUAAAAUAUAAUGAAGAUGGUAAUUCAGUUAGUGUACCAUUUGGACGUGCUGCGGAAUAUUAUAUAUCAAAACAUCCUUUAUUAAAAAAUAUUAGAUUAAAAGCAAGAAGUAGAUUGAGAGCACCACAACUCGUUAAUGAAGGAAUUAUUACAAUCAAAAGAGUUGAAGGAGCAGUUGAUUAUGUUGAAUGGACAACAUCAAGUGGUAAAACAAAAUCAACAAAUAGAAUUGACGAUAUUAUUGAAUUAACAGAAAAAGGUGAAGAAUUUGUUAAACAAAUUCAAGCUGGAACAGCAAAAGAUAAAUUAUGUUGGAGUUGGGUAAUGUAUUGUGCCGGUGAUGGUAAUAGUUGUCAACAUUUAUGCGGAGGAAUUGGUAAAUGUAAUCCUGAUUGUCAAAAUGCAAAUUUACCUAAUAAUUUAAAAAAUAGCAAUGAUAGGCAUCGUUGUAGACUUCGUGUAGUAUCUGAAUCCAGACUUUCUUGGAUUAAAUCUCCUCAUCAGUUAAAAAUUAAAAUUGAAGGUUGGCAUCUACCCCCAAAUGCACUUAUAACUCAUGAACCUCAGGUGACUAGAGUUAAUCUUACACGUUCUGCUCGUGAUAAAAUUAUAAUUAGUCGUAGAGCUGAUCGUUGGACUGCUGAUGAUGUUAAAAAUAAAAUUUUGGUUUCUAAACAAGGUGCAACUGAAGCUGAUCUCAGUCAGGAAGUUGUUAAAAAUAGAGAUAUUUGUAAUAAUAAACAACUUAAAAGACUUAUUAUACGUGAUGAUCGUAGAGUGAGGGAUAAUUCAGGUCCUUGGACAGUUCUUCAAAAUUAUAUUCAGGAUUUAUUAAAACCUCGUGGCCAUGUUUUAUAUUAUCAUGCUCCUGAUUUAUCUGCUCCUGAAGAUUCGCCCGAACGUUAUUAUCAAUUAAUUGUUUCCGAUGAUAUAUGGCUGAAAAAUGGAAGGGACUAUGGUCACUAUUGUUUUUGCAUUGAUGGAAACAAUGAAUUAAAUAUGGAACGAGCAACCGUUUUGACGAUGGUUGUUGAGACAAAUCUCGGUCAUCUUACUCCAUUAGGAUUUGCAUUGAGUAAUGGAGAUGAUAAAGCACCUGUACGUUAUGCAGUUACCGCUAUUAGGGAAAAUAUUCCAUGUAACCGUAAGGAUUGUGAACACCCUUGGUAUUAUGAAGAUUUACCUAACGAAAGGGGAUUCAAAAGGAUACGUAAAUGUUCAGAAGAGCAGCCAUGGAAUCCAAUUGCAAUGAUCGAUCAAUAUCUUCCAAUAAAGAAAGCACUUGAUGGUAUCGUUACUGAUACUUGUCUUUCUUGGACUUUUCUAAUGCAAAAACUAGCAGAGAAAUUAAAAGCAUGGGAUGUAUCUCGUGUAUUAAGAUAUCCAAUUGCGCUAGGAUAUAAAAUAAUUGGAAGGAGUCGAACAGAGGAAGAAUCAGCUGAUAUGGCACGAUUAUUUAAAGUGUUUAUUGAUUCGCUUCCGUUGUCGUAUGCACAAAAGAAUCUUAUCAAAGACGAUUUAGAAACAAAUUGGAUAAGUGAUGAAUGGCGUGCAAUGAUUGUCGAUAGCUGUCGAGAAUAUUCCGAAAAGAAUUCGGACAAAUUGAGAAAACCAAUGACUACAAAUAGCCUCACAGAAAAGAUUACGAAAAGGGUUAUUGUUCAGCUUGAUGGUAAAUUAACCCCUCUAGCUUUCCUUGAAAGGCUUUUUGGAGUUAAAUUACGUAGAGAUGUUUUACACGCAGAUAAUCUACCUAACGGAGAUAAUCAAGAUAAUGCCGGAUUAAUAGCAUUCUUUAAUUCACAACCAUUAGAUCAUCAAGAUGAUAAUUCCGAGAAACAAAAACCAGCUGAUAUAAUUCGUAAUUUAAAUCUUGGAAGAUUUUAUUUCCUGUCAGGAUUAGUUGAACCAACAGAUGAACCGUACUGUUAUUACGUUAAAAGACAUACUGAUGAGCCACUUACACUAACAUCAUCAUAUGAUGGCAAAUUAAUUUCAUUAGACGAGAAUACUAUGGAAAAAUUAAAUGUCAUGAUGAAUAGAUUUAUUGCAAGACAUGGAGUUGUCAUACAAGAAGGGUAUUAUAUGGCGAACAUUAAAACAGGAGAAUGUUUAAUGUGUUAUGACUUUAUAUGGAAUGGAAGGUUUCGUGAUGUUUGCAAACAUGUUCAUGCAGCAAAGCUUUACGCUGAAGCACAACGUAUGGGUGAUUUUACUUCUUUAAUUAAUGAAACUAAAGUUAAAUUAGUAGAAUAUUUUAAUUGCAGAGAAAAUAAUGAAACUCAACAAAAUAUUUUAAUAAGAAGGGGAACUAUUGAUGAAGCUUUUGAUGAAAUCCGAAGAUUAUAUGAAAUUUCGGGAGACAAAAUAUUUGAUUCAACAAUGUUAUAUACUGAUGCAUGUAGGGAUCCUUUCCGUAAUUUAAAACAAAAAAGAAGAGUUGCUUCAAAACAAAAUAUUCCUGUGCUUACAAAAAAAGCUCGUAUUUCAAAAGAUAAUGAAAAAGAUGAGACUACUGAAAAAUUAGUAGCGGCACAUAAUUUACAACAAAAUGAAGCGGUAACCAGCCUUGGAUCAUUUAUUAGUGAUAAAGAUAAUGAAUUAUUAUUUAGAUCAGAUGACUCUUCGAUUAUAUCAUCUUCUUCUUCCUCGUCCUCGUUACAUCAUCAACAAAGCGUACAAAUAAGUUCAUCAUCUUCUACAAUUCAUAUUCAUUCUAGUGAUGCUUACGAUAAAGCCAUUGCUGAAUUUAAUAAUGUUCGCCAUGCUUUAACUAAUAGCAGGCAGGCACCAUAAUUAAAUACAAAAUAAGAGCGGAUUCGAAAUGUACUAAUGAAAUUCAAUAGUAAUAAAAAGAAAUUUUAUAUAAACGACUUAAGAAAUUUCUAAAUGACUAUUCAUUUAAUUGCUCUCAGAAGAUUAGACACAUAUAGUUCACAACUUAUAAUGUAUAUAUGUACAUACGAA